Messenger RNA from Mycosarcoma maydis (corn smut), 3522 nucleotides. RefSeq lists its product as uncharacterized. Gene Ontology annotation, molecular function: ATP binding; ATP hydrolysis activity. Gene Ontology annotation, cellular component: mitochondrion; cytoplasm. The coding region runs from base 1 to 3522 and encodes 1173 amino acids. NCBI's taxonomy places the organism in Eukaryota, Fungi, Basidiomycota, Ustilaginomycetes, Ustilaginales. The transcript has a single exon. The record is from RefSeq and is a predicted model, not a curated record.
AUGUUGGUCUCUGCAACUCCGGCUUUCGGCGCCUCGACGCGAUCAAGACGGCUACUGACUGCUUUGGCGCUUCCAGCAACCACGCAUUGCUACACGACGUUACCAUCAAGAUGUAUCUAUCCCUACAACGACUCGCGGCCAAUAACGUUUUGCGCUCAGCGUUGCUCUGAUUCAUCUGCACGUCGCCUGGCUUCGUACGCUAGACCUACCCCACCUCCUCUCACGCUGGAGACAAAUGCGUUGCAGGUCACGGAUCCUCUCCUUAUCUAUCGCGCCAAAGUCGCACGUGGUGAGCUCGAAGAAGACGAAGAACAGCUUCGUGCACUUGUCGAGCUGCGCCGUAUCAACCGCACACUUCGCGACUACGUGCCACCAGCGCAUCUUCUUGGCAUCCUCAACCAUGACUCGCAAAGUGCUUCCUCUGCAGCGCUCGCCUCAGCCAUCGACUCGCGCCUACGUCCCGGAGCGAAAGAGAUGCAAGACGAGCGUACCUCGCAAGCCUCUUACUCGUCCCAGUCCAAGCGCGAAAACAUCGGCGAUCUCGUCCGCUGGCUCAGCGAGAGCGAAGGCUUAGCACAACUCGGCACUCCGAAAGGUCUCCUGAUCACCGGCACACCCGGUACUGGCAAAAGCAUGGUCAUGGACAUCUUCUAUGACUCACUCCCCACCAGGUACAAGUUUCGUCGACACUACCAUCACCUCUUGCUUGAUCUUUACAAGAUCAUCUGGCAGGAGGCGGAACGUCGACGUCGAGCUGUGCAACAGGGUACACCGCGUCCAACAGCAACUCCUCAGAUCGGCACAGGCGCCGUUUGGACGCGCAGCCACAAGUCUUCCGCUUGGAGACGCGCUCUUCGUGGCAUGCCGUUUUUCCGUCCAGAUUCGCUGGCCGACGAUGCAAGUCAACAGUUGCAGUACAUUCCCGGCCCCGAUGGCGAUGUGGUCAAGACGACACUGCCUCUGCAUGCCGCUGCCCACCUUUUCUUGAACCAUGGCCAUAUUUUGUUGUUCGAUGAAAUCCAGUUGGUCGAUGUAGCCAGUGCCGGCUUGUUGCGGCGUACGCUCGAGGCGUACUGGAGGUUGGGCGGUGUGGUAAUUGGCACGAGCAACCGGAUUCCCAAGGAUCUGUACGCAAGCAACGUGCAGAGGGGCCAGUUGACGCAAUUCCUCGAGAUUCUACAGGAGAGAUGUCCCAACCACGAGAUGAGGAGGAACCGUGAUUUCAGGAGAGAGCCUUUCUACCGCCAAGAAUGGCUCGAUCGCGAUCGCCAUCAGAAUGACGAUGAUAGCCAAGAGCAGCCACAGCCAAACAGCACCAAGGCCAACCUUGACGCCGCUGCCGAUGUUGAGAGCGCGGCGCAGACAUCGUACUUUCUUCGCAGCGAAGCGGACAAGUAUGAUCGCAUGGUAGCGCAAGUGCUGGGAGGACGCACUACUGUUCCUGCUACACUCAACGUGUAUGGGCGCAAGCUGCAUGUGCCACGUUCCAUCUCUGCGACCGACGAGCUGCCCAGCAUAUGUCAAUUCACGUUUUCCGAGCUGUGCGAUACGCCUCUUGGACCGGCCGACUAUCUGACGCUGGCGUCCACGUACCACACCCUGAUCCUCGAAGGUGUACCGCAAAUGACGCUCAUGCAGAAGAACCAGGCAAGGCGAAUGAUCACGUUGCUCGAUGCGGUGUACGAAGCGGGUUGUCGCCUAGUCGUUCUCGCCGACGCGGGACCUGAUGAGCUCUUUUUUCCGGACGCCGAGCGUGCAGCUCGUCAUGCAGCUAACGGACCCGCUGCUGGACCCGGCGAUGUCCGCCCCGAAUUGCAGUACAGUGCCACCAAUACGAUGGAAGACAUAGUCGACAUGUCGACCAAAGGCGGCCGCUCCCCGUUCCUCACUCCUCCACCCGGUGUAUCCUAUCCGGAGGAAGAAGAACUUGCUCGUCGCAGGACAAACCAACGCAUCGAUAUGAAUCAAGACGAGUUCAUGACUGAAUCGCUCAUCAUGGCGGAAACGCUUUCAGAAGCCAUGCAGGAUACCGAGGAAGGCUUCCGGCCCAACAUCUCGGCCUACUCUUCCGAUCGUCCCUCGCGCUCAUCCACGUCGCAAGCUCAAGCUGUUGUCAACAAGGAUGACAAGGUCGGAUUCAAGCACCUGGCCAUCUUUAGCGGCGAGGACGAACGGUUUUCGUACCAACGAGCGGUAUCGAGGUUGUUCGAAAUGAGUCAUCCGGAUUGGAUGCGUCGCAAAGGGUGGCGUCCGUUCCUGUCGGAUGAGAUGGACGCAUGGGCGGGGACGUCGGCUGUUGCGCACUCGGUCGGUAAGGCGGUAGCUAACGAGAUGCAUCAAGCACAUCGCCCUUUGGAUAGUGCGCCAAACGCUGCGGGUGUCACUUCGGCUGUGUCGGCGGAUUCGCCUGCAAGCUAUGUAGAUACGGAUGGAGAUUUUGCGCAAGAGGCCUCGUACGAAACCGCAUGUUUCCCCGGUCGCUCGCGUGUGCAGACCGAGCUUGAGCUGGAGCACGAGACGGACGAGUUGAAGCGCGAAACGCUGCAAGCUCAACCCAAGUCUGAAGCGCCGGAUUUCACGCCCGGACCGAUCGGUAAGAAGCGCAGUCGAGACCAAGGACCACCUGUGCUGUCUGAAGAUCAUGUUUGGGGAGUUCGCGAGGACUGGGGUAAACGAGCGGGUGCUUGGGGUAAAGGCUCGGCUAUCUUUGCUGAUAGCACCACGGAUGGGGGCUGUCAGUCUACGCGAGCUGUGGGACGGCGUGGUAGUUCUCGUACGACAUUGUCGCGUGGCAGCAAUGGUGGUGGUGGUGGGAACAAGCGAAGCUUUUCUUGGACCGCUUUCACAGGCGCACGCACCAUUGACUUUUACCAAACGCUCCAGGUGGAGCGAGGUGCAACACAGGCACAGAUCAAGUCGCAGUUCUACAAGCUCUCUAAAGAGCUGCAUCCGGAUGUGAACCCGUCAGAUGAUGCAAAGAAGCGGUUCCAAGAAGUGUCCGAGGCGUAUGCCACGCUAGGUCAACCGACGAAUCGUCGAUCGUACGACCGACAGUCGUCGGCUUCGCCAGCUGCGUAUGGCGAUAAUGUGGGUUCGCGUUCGCGCGGCGCGUAUUUCUACGAUGCGCAAGACAAUGUGAAUCGUCGCGCCAGGGCUACGUAUGCUUGGGACUAUCAGCGACGACGAAAAGCGGCCGACUCGCAGAAUGCAGCAAGGCAAAGUGCCAGCUUUAACGAGUCGGCCACACGCGCGCGCGCCGACGCGAUGCGCACUGGUAGCGAUACUGCGUUCGAGACCUUGGCAGCACAGCAGAGGGAGAGAGAAGCCCGAAAUCGUGCCAGAAACUCAAGUAGCACGGCCAGCGCCAUGCAGCAAAGAGCAUACCAGGCAGAUGUAGCAAACCCACUCGUCAGGUUCGGCCAGGUCGUCGUCAUGCUCUACUUGGUAUACAAGGCUGGCACGUUCUUCGUAGCUAACGCAGAUACCACCUCCCCCAGGUCCAGAGAUGCUAGGAAGUCAUAG